AGCAAAGUAAUUUGUGUUAUUGUAUUAUUAUCCAAUUUUAUCGAAAAAAUUGAAUAUUUAAGUACAUUUAGCGUCUUGCGUAGCCAGUUUUUGUGAAUUACGCUCGCUAAUAAGCCGAAGUCGACUUUUGGCAAGCGAAUCUUCUGAAGUAAAACACCACACGACGCAUUGCCAGCAAAAAUUGCUCUCCGACCAAGAAGGCGACGACUUCCGCGGAAGACACCUGUGCAGAAGCAGCCAUUUAUGGACUUACCAAGAAAUUUGCAUGAUUGCUACUUCUUCUACUAUUCAACAUGUAAAAAAGGAUCCAAUUGCGAGUACCGCCACGAAGCAGCGGCACUCGGUCAUGAGGAAACAUGUAAGUUAUGGGCAGAAGGCAAGUGCUACAAUCGCACCUGCACGAUGCGUCAUAUGAAGAUCGAAAAGCCCCGUUCAGCAACUCCAUGCUUUUGGGAGGACCAGCCCGGCGGUUGUCGUAAACCGCACUGCGUGUUCCAGCACAAGGUCCCUAAACCUUCAGGGCAAACUCCUCAUCAUCCGGCCACGACAAGCAGCAUGAUACCACAACAAGUACCGCAAGCUCCAGCAGGUGGCGGUGGUCCGACGGCCACUACCGCCGCCUCAAGCCACUUACUUCAUACGACUUCACCGGCUGCUGUCGUCCUUGAUUACAAUUAUGCGGCACUGCUACCCCGCAUCAUUUAAACAUUGGUCAAAACAAGAAGAAGAAAAAAGAUGAAUCGAAAAAGCAUCCGGCGGACUCGAAUGGACAGGACAUCAAAGCAUUCUUUCUUCAUGUUGCUCCAUUGUUGCUUACUCAAGCCAGUUUUCAAUAAUUCAAUGCAUCGUCCAUUCGUCAAUGUGUGUGAUUAUGGCAGAAUUAAUAGAGAGUGAAAUGAGCAUACCUGUCAUGAUCCCGUUGCGUCAGCAGAUUACCUAUAUGCUUCAAUUAUUUUCAAAGAUCACACAAUGUGGUAAUUGUUUUUCCAUUAUUAUUAUAAUUUGCAUGUUUUUCGCCCACCUGCACUUCGGCUACAAGAGAAUUAUAUUUCCAAUUUCUACUUUUGAUAAGUCGUAAUUAGGAUAUCCGGAGCAAAACGUAAGCAUUCAAUACCGGUGCAUUAUAGUAUACAAUUUCUGCCAGUGUUAUUUCUAUGCUGCUAAUGCGUAUUCAUCAGUGCAAUAGAAAACAAUUGAUGGAUAACUUUGAAACGAAGAAGAUCGCGUGUCCUUGGUUUCCAAAUCGAUUCCAACAUGAAACUAUCAGUUAAAUAUUUGCUAAUUGUUUUUGAAACAAGCAAUCGUAUAUCAGCAAAAAUUAUCGUUUAUUCACACAGGUGUGUUGUUAUAAAAUCUAUGCAUUAUUACCUUAAUUUAUACCCUGCAUUAAUAAAAUAUCUUGAAUAGAAGCUUUUUGUUUUUCUCUAAACAACUAGGUUUUUUCGCAUUAAAAUAUAUAUAUUUUCAAUUGCAUAAGCUAAUUAGUCCUAGUGUAGACAAAAGCUAAUCUAGUGAAUAUAGCCUACAUCAUGCUAACAACAGUUGUUUUCAACUAGAAGUUCUAAAGUCGCACUAUUCUAUAAAAUGUCAAGUAUAUAGUUAUUGAAGGAAAAUGAACAUAGCGGCACGUUUUCACAUCUUUACAUUUGUAAUGAAGAAAGUUUUUGAAACUCAAACUGUCGUAAUCGUUAAAAUUCUUAUUUCAAAAGUAUUUCUCUAAUAAUGAUCGUAGUAGCAAUAAACUAGCUAAAAAACGACAUAAAAAUGAACCUCUCUCUCUUUUGUUUUCAUUACAUGCUACAGGACACCAUUAAGAACUGUUUGACGAAAUGUAAAAUCAUAGCAAAAUUUAAGAUAUAUUACCUAUCUAACGAUGCUUUAGCUAUUCUGAUACAUUUCAGUAGUAGUUACGUUUCGCCAAGUUGGAGUUCUUUCACUUAAACAUGAUAAUUAGCGGAAUAAAAGAAAGUAAGCAUACCUACUAAACUAAGAAAAAAAAAAUAGUUACAGAAAAAUGCCUGGCAUAUAAUACUGACACGAAAAAUAGACCUAUUUUAUUAAUUUACUCCAAUCAAUAAAACAGAAACGAUAAUGAUCCGAAGAAGGCAAACCACACGGCUUUGGUGUUUGCAUUGUUUUUCUUUAAUUUUGAUACAAAUUUCAUGCCAAUCUCGUUAUCACAAAAAUAUAAAAAAAAAACAUAAAUAUUAUGACAAUUGAUAAAAGAAAAUGUAUAAUAUUUCUAAACCCCUGCACUACAGAGAAUGGUAACUAAAACUUAAGAUAGAGCCACAAUAAUUGCAAGACCGUGUUAGCUAAAAAUUAAAAUAAAAUAAUUUAAUAAAAAUCAGAAUUGUCAAGUGAAGUAAGUGCAGAAAAACCGGAGAUAAUUUGCUAAACAAAAUUGAAUAACACUAAAAUACCACAACUAUAUAUACUAAAAAAAACAAAAGUUUGGAAGUGUAAGUCUCAAAAAGAAUAUCAAUAAAGCAACAAAAACAACACGAACAUUACAUUGUUUUGUCUA
Sabethes cyaneus is the source of this 2527-nucleotide messenger RNA. Its product is annotated as zinc finger CCCH domain-containing protein 11A-like. The record is from RefSeq and is a predicted model, not a curated record. The transcript has a single exon. NCBI's taxonomy places the organism in Eukaryota, Metazoa, Arthropoda, Insecta, Diptera, Culicidae. Gene Ontology annotation, molecular function: metal ion binding. Bases 244 to 705 code for a protein of 153 amino acids.